Molecule: messenger RNA, 4136 nt
Organism: Octopus bimaculoides (California two-spot octopus)
Lineage: Eukaryota; Metazoa; Mollusca; Cephalopoda; Octopoda; Octopodidae
Cellular component (GO): membrane
Source: RefSeq, a predicted model, not a curated record
UUAUUCAUUUACAACACCGUCCUACAUUGUAUUGAGAUAAUCUUAAUUCAGUUGUCAGUUGCUCAUUCUUUGUUAUAUCAUGGCAUCGGAGAAGUGCUCGUUUGGUAUUGGCCUGGGACUUUUAAUUCUAUCAUUCAUACUUUAUAUGAUCGGAUUUUCUACCUCUUAUUGGUUAGAGACAUUUGAAGAAGUUCAGAUUGGUUUAGAACGAUUGGGACUGUGGCAGAUUUGUUUCACUCAAGAUGGCAUGUCGUUAAAUUCUGGUGACCAGGCUAGAGGAAUAACUUACAAAAAUUGUUAUUGGGUCUUUCAUGAAAACAUUAGACUGGCUUCGGACACAUUUGGCAUAUCUUUCUUCCUUGGCACCCAGGUGCUCUCUGCCUUCUCUGUAGCUCUCCUCAUCCUGGUUUUGAUCAUGGCAGUAAUACGAAUGUGUGGUUGCUGUCAGACUGGUUAUAAGGUCCAUGUUGCAGUGAUUUCAGCUGUUCUGACACUAAUAGCAAUAACAUUCCAGAUCUCGGCCCUGUUAUUAUUUGGUCUGAAAACUGGUCACAAAGAUUGGCUUACCAACCAUCGACACAUCCAUUUAUCCUGGUCUUAUGGUCUUUGUGCAGGUGGAGCUUUGAUACUUAUAUUUGCAGCAUUGUUUUUUGCUUUAGCUGCAUUUACUGCGUAUGAUACUAAAAAGGCAAAAGCCAAAGCCAAAAAGUUUGCCCUGUCUGUGCAUAGAUAUUAGCUCUGAUACUCUCGCUACUUAAAUCAUUCUGAUUUAAGUAGCUAAAGUAUAUUGGUUGUAUAUUAUUUAUUUAUACUUUACAUAAGAAACUGUAGAAAUAUUUUUUUACUUUUACAAAAAAAAUAUGAAACAAAUGUUUUCUAAUUCUACAUAAAGCUAUGUUUAAUCUCUGUCAGUCUGUCACUGCCUGCAGCUCAAACCAAGGCGCAGUUGUUAGCAGAGCUGUACAUUUGAAAACAGGGAUCAAUGGUGAGUGGCCAUUGAUGGUUCACUAAUCAAAAUAUCCACUUUUACUUGAGUGUUGUUAAAUAUGGCAGCCUGCUUGUAAUUCAACUUAAAUCAUUUAACACAUAUCAUAUGAGAUUUGUGUGGCAGUUUUACUUGUUUAGAUAAUUGUUUACAAAAUUUCAAAAUUGCACAGUAUCAUUCUUGAUCAAAUAUUGUUAACUUGGGUAUUAACCCCAAAUAACCUUUACAUACAUGUAACAGAUAUCCAUGUUUAUUGCAUUUUCAACCUCAGUAUUUAUGGAGUUGAUUUAGAAACAUCACCCUCCUUGGUAAGAAACACCAAUUUAUUGCAAGUUUUAUAUUCUAGGACAACACUUGUCAAUUCUACAUUCCUCUCUGUUUAGAGCAAUAAACUGUGCAUCAGCCAUACAAUAAGUUGUCCAUCAUAAAGCUGAUUACCUUCAAAUUACAGUCCACCUUAGAAAAAAUGGACAUUUAUAACCCUAAAACGUUGAGGUGGUCAUGGCUGAAAUGCUUCAUCAGGCUGACCGGGACCUAAAUAGCAACUAAUACAUAGCUAUGUAACUCACUAUGCUUUUGUUGGGUACACUGCAUAUCAGCGAUGAGAUAUGAACUGUUGGGCUUUGAAUUAAUUCUUUCAUUACUUUAAAAUAUUAAAUAUAUUCUUGUAAUGUCUUAGUUGAAAUAUAAACAUUCAUCAAACACUUCACAUAAUCUUUUCUAUACAAAUAUAUUUUUUAAAUAUCAAAUUCACAUUUUUUACUUCAUCAUAAAAUUUUUUUUCUACAAAACAUUUGAUAAAUUUGCAAUCUUUGCUUAUCAGCAGCAUAUCACAGCUAAUAAUUAACACCCUUUGUGAUGUUAAUUAUUAGUUAAAUAUAUUUUGUAAAUAGAUUUUUUAAAAUCCAUUUUUAUAUAUCCUGAAUACAUUGUACAACAAAUUUCAGGGUCAAGAAAAAAACAUAGUUCUCAUGUACAUUUUAUUAUGAAGGUGAUUGUGCUAAAAUCAAAUUUUAUAACAAAAAUUUCCAUUCAGCUCACAUUUUCUUGUAAAUUACCAACUUAAUAACUAUGCAAUUUAUAUUAAUUUCCAUGAUACCAUAAAUUUAUUUUUCUCCCAAAGUCAGAUUAAUAUGUCCAUUGUAAUUAAUUUAUAAAUAUAUAAUGAAUCAGAAAGUUUGUUAACAUUAUAUAAUGUAUUAAGCUACAUUUUAGUAUUUACUUCUUCGUUUAUAAGACAUCUCAGAUGUGUCACGCUUCAGAUUCCAGCAGAAGCCAGCUAGCAUAGCUGGGCUCCAUUUUCCCUUAUACCUGUUUUCCACUGAUGCUAUAUCUGGAUGGAACCUCUCUCCUGUAUCCUCUGGGAAGAAGAACAGAUGAGAAUGAAGAAAGUGUAUCUUCAGUGACAUAUUGCAUCUGAGAUCUUGGUAGCACUUGAUUAGGCUCUCCACUAUACUCUCUCGCUGGGCCACUUCUUGCUUUCCCAGAAAUCCUUUGCAUGCAUCUUUGAAUACAUUCCAGGCUGCUAGCUCAGUUUUAUCCAUUGUCACCUCGAAGUCCUCAUCAGCUUAUAAGUUGAUGAAUCUGAGGGCCUAUGAAUAUGCCUUCUUUAAUCUUGGCAUCACUUAUUUUAGGGAAGAUCGCCUCGAGGUACUGGAAACGACUUAUAUUGCAGUGCUUUAGUAAAUUGCUUCAUUAUGCCUAAUUUUAAAUGCAGUGGUGGCAAAAUGAUUUUCUCCUUAACUAGUGGCUCAUGAUUUACACUGACAUUCAGGCGUCAUAGUUUCCCGAGGUGGCCAUUCUGAGCAUAAUGUUCUGAUCUGGCCCUACUGUCCCACUUGCAAAGGAAACAUAAACUUGGUGUAUCCAGUUUGAAGCCCAUUAAGUAGGGCUACUAAAGUCAAGUUCACACAAAUUAGCCACUCAUGCUCCUUGUAACUUGUGAGGUUCUCAUGUCUCUCUUAAAAUGACCGAGUGAGCAAUUGGAACUGAAGGCAUGGUGUUCCCAUUGUGCAAAAGAACUGCUUUUAUGCUGUAAAGGGAUGCAUCUUUGAACAACCUCCACUCAUUUGGUUCAUAGGUCAGCUCAAGGGCAUUGAAUAGGUCUCUGAUAUCAUUAUAAUAAGUAAAGUUGUUUUCCAAAGUGAAGAAUUGCAGAACACUUACCAAAUAUUGUAACUUGAGCAUCUUUAUCCAACAGAUUUUUAGUGAGUGUUAGAUCACAAACUAGAUCAUUGAGUUCAGGUUGGGUGGUGAGGUGUGGUUUCUUGUCAAAUUUACCACAGAUUUGGACCCAUAUAACUAUAGGUUAGGUUGACAAAUACCUUUGGAACACCCCACUAAAAUUAUAUCAAAAUCUGUUCAUAACUUUUAGGGUUGUCAGUAUCAGCCCAGUCCUGUUUGCACUCAAUUCCUACGGAACCAUCAGUGUAUUUAACGUAAAAUGGUAAUUUACAAGAAACUGGAUAUUCACAGGAAGAAAUGGAUGUUAUAUUCAUGAUCUACACACAAAAUACUCCUAGAGAAGAUUAUUUUCAUAUCCGUUUUGUUUUGUUUUUUUGCAUUGUUAUACAGUGAUAUCGAAGACCUAUUAUCAUAUUUGUUCUUCAAAUUAAAAUAUUUGUAACAUUUUUGGAUUGAGUUAUAAAGGUACUUUACAUUUUUUUUUUUUUUUUUUUAAACAUUUUAGAGGAAUAUUGUAGCAUCUACAAUAAUUUUUUUUUUUUGUCUAUAAUGCAUAAGUUUAUCACUUCUGUUGCUAAUUACAUUAUAAAUGAAUAGCCUAUAUUAUCAAGUGAUAUUGAAGCUGUUUGAGUUGAUUAAAUAUUGUAAUUAUUCUUAAAUGUCUCAAUUUUUCCAUAAACUAAUUCCACUGCAUUUAAAGUCAUUGUCCUGAACAUGAGUUUUGCAGUAAUUAACUGGGCAAUGGGGUUUUAUCAAAUUAAUAACCGAAGUUCAUAUAUUUUGAUAAUCUUAAUAUUUUUCAUCAUAUACAAGAAGUUAAACGUUUAGAAUAUUUUUCAUUGUGUAACUUGCAUAUUUAUUGAAACAGCUUGUGGGACUUCUGAAAUUCAUGUUUCAUCACACAUUAAAUGUUUUUAUACCUGAAACUUCAAACUUGUUUGAAAAGUAAACAUCAUAAAAGUCAUAA